Alternaria arborescens is the source of this 432-nucleotide messenger RNA. RefSeq lists its product as hypothetical. The record is from RefSeq and is a predicted model, not a curated record. The transcript is spliced from 2 exons. Bases 1 to 432 code for a protein of 143 amino acids. Lineage: Eukaryota; Fungi; Ascomycota; Dothideomycetes; Pleosporales; Pleosporaceae.
AUGAGAGUCUUUGGGACGAUAAUAUCUGGCAUUCUGACUGUGAGUGUAGGGGUGUCAGCCCAAGAUACGUUCGAAGCACCAGACUUCAAUGUAACCGAUGCACUCAUUGGCAACGGUGUCAACGUGUCCGCAAUUCCUGAAUUGGCAAACUUGGUCGUCCGAUCGUCCUCAAGCGGCUGCUCUAUCGCAUGUAACUCGCUCGGGCUCGUCUUCGGUAAGACGAAGGUUGCCAGUGGUCAGAAUGCAGAGUAUUGGUCAAAUCAACAACUAGCCGUUGAACCGUACUGCACUUUCACUCCUAAGGCAGCCCUUGGAAUGUCAACACUAGUAUUGAUAUCUCGCCUUACCCAGUGUCCGUUUGCUGUCAAGAGUGGCGGACAUGCAGCUUUCCCAGGUGCUUCCAGUAUACAAGGGGCAUUACAGUUGACUUGA